Centruroides sculpturatus (bark scorpion) is the source of this 1865-nucleotide messenger RNA. RefSeq names its product serine/threonine-protein phosphatase CPPED1-like. Gene Ontology annotation, molecular function: structural molecule activity; clathrin light chain binding; hydrolase activity. Gene Ontology annotation, cellular component: clathrin coat of coated pit; clathrin coat of trans-Golgi network vesicle; clathrin complex. The record is from RefSeq and is a predicted model, not a curated record. Gene Ontology annotation, biological process: receptor-mediated endocytosis; intracellular protein transport. The coding region runs from base 192 to 1151 and encodes 319 amino acids. Lineage: Eukaryota; Metazoa; Arthropoda; Arachnida; Scorpiones; Buthidae. The transcript has 6 exons.
CCUUUAACCUAUCGGGAAGACCCGACACGGAAUUAAUGAGUAAUCUAAAGGAUACGAAGCGAAAUGAGGAAUCGGUUUCUUGUGGAAAUUUUGAAAAGUUUUUGUCGACGAGACUACUAAUAUCGUUAAUACUGUACUGUAUUAUCUGAUGAUAGCAAGAUUAUCGAUAUUCCGAGUGAUGUAUAUAGCGAAUGUUGUUUAGAAUAUUGAAAUUUGCCCCGAAAUUUAAAAUACUGAAAAUGGAUUCUAGAGCAUAUACAGAUAUAAAUUUUAAAAUUAGAGCAAAAAACAAAGUGUAUGAAGGCUUAGAGAAAGAAAAAGGAAGCUCUUGGGAAGGUCCGUUUUAUUUUAUUCAAGCUGCCGAUACACAAUUUGGCAUGAUAGAAUCUUAUAUUGAAAAAAAAAGUGAUUCUUGUUGGGAUAAAGAAAUUGAAUUAACAAAAAAAGCAAUUUCUGCUGUAAAUAAAAUGAAUCCGAAACCAAAAUUUUUCAUUGUUUGUGGAGAUUUAAUUGAUGCUCUUCCAUUUACUCCUUUACGAACUGCUCAAGAACAAGAUUUCAAAAAAGUGUUUGCAGAAUUGGAUUCAAGUAUUCCUUUAGUAUGCAUUUGUGGAAAUCAUGAUGUUGGAAAUACUCCAACUUCUGAAAGCAUUGAAGAUUAUAAAAAUAAAUUUGGAGAUGAUUAUUUUGUAUUCUGGUGUGGUGGUGUAAUGUGUAUAGUUUUGAAUUCUCAGUUUUAUAAAGAUCCAUCUGAGGUAAAGAAUUUAGCUUCUGCACAUGAUAAAUGGUUAGAUGAGAAACUUUCAGAAGCUGCUGCUGGAAAUUAUAAUCAUAUUUUUAUAUUUCAACAUAUUCCAUGGUUUUUAAAAGAAAGUGAUGAAGAUGAUGAGUAUUUCAAUAUAACUUUGGACUUACGAAUGAAAAUGUUGGAUAAAUUUAAAAAAGCAGGUGUUUCUGCUAUAUUCUGCGGUCAUUAUCAUAGAAAUGCAGGAGGAUUUUAUAAAAAUAUGGAGGUGAUCGUAACAUCUGCUGUUGGUGCACAACUUGGAAAUGAUAAAUCUGGAUUUAGAAUUGUUAAAGUUUUUGAAAAAUCUUACCAACACAAUUAUUAUUCACUUGAGGAUUUGCCAGAAAAAAUUCACUUAAAUUGAUGAUAAUUAGUUUGUGAUAAUAGAAUAUAUUUUGUAUUUGUUAAUAAAUUUGUUUGAAUAUUUGACUAUUUGAAUUUUAAAAAAAAGGCCCACCAAUGGCCAAGUGGUCUUUGUAUCCUGAACACUGAGAGUUCAGUCAUGGGUUCGUGCCUCACUCGGACGGGCUGGCCAUGUGGAAUUUUCCAGGUUUUCUCCACAUUCUGUAAUGCCUAAAUAGGGGCCAGUUUCCCUUAAAAGACCUCCCGGAAGGCAUUCCCCUAGGCACAUCACCCAAGUGUUGCAUUGUCAUAACUAAACAAACAAACAUUUUUUAAAAAGUUUUUGGUUCAAAUCAAGUGAUUUGUGACAAAUUAACUUAUUGUCUUUCACAUGAAUAUAAAUUCUGUAAUUUACAGCAUAUAAGCUAUACCACAAUUUCAGCACAGAAUACUUCAGAAAAAAGUAUUCAGUCUAAGCCAUCCCAUACCUUUGAUAUUUGACCCCAAAUGUUUUUACUGUAUUUUCAUUAAAUAAAGUCAAAUUGUAAUGUAAAAAUAAUAAUAUGUGUAAUUAAACAAUAGCAUUUUUAUUCAAGAGUUGGACUAGGUAGAGAUUAUCUGUGGCUUUUGAAAUCCAUUUGGGGAAUUAAUUAGUCUUUGAAAGUUGAAACUACAUAAGAUGCAGAGAAAUUGCUUUUUCAUCAAAAGUUGUGUCAUACAUGACUUGAAGAAUAAU